Cucurbitaria berberidis CBS 394.84 is the source of this 603-nucleotide messenger RNA. RefSeq lists its product as uncharacterized. The transcript has a single exon. The record is from RefSeq and is a predicted model, not a curated record. The coding region runs from base 130 to 435 and encodes 101 amino acids. Lineage: Eukaryota; Fungi; Ascomycota; Dothideomycetes; Pleosporales; Cucurbitariaceae.
CUUGCUAUAGUGAAAGAAAGCCGAACAGAGCAAUCACGCCCCCUUAGAUAAACUCAGAGACUCAAUACUUCCUCUCAGUUCGACCCACCCACCAAUACUCACAUCCCGAGCAGUCAACUCAACUCCACUAUGCAGACUCCAUCGACUACUACUUUGACUGCUACAAAUCGCUUUACCAGGAUCUCGGAGCCGAACAGCGAUUCCUCACACAGCUAUCCACCACGCGAAGAUUCCAAUGCCGACUACUUAAUCCACCAAACCGCCGAUGUCAGGGACCUUGAGCUAGGUGUCUUCACUCCUGAGGAGUUGAAUGCAAGAUGGAGGGGGGGCAUAUUGCGUGUCCUCCUUUCCCCCUAUCUUCCUAUGAUACUUUGGAUCGUGGCAUGGUUAUUUAUAGUCAUAGUACACAUAUUCGCGCGAAGUAGACGUGUGUGAGGGUAGGAAGCCUACUUAGGCGAGAGAAUCCGGGGAAAGGAAUGAAUCAGCAGCUGGGGCGAGGAUAACACACUUGCACCACAGGUUUUUAUCACUCCAUGUCAGUAAUAUUUCUCCAAAAGACUCAUCAAUGAGCUAUUAGUGGUCUUUAGUCUUAUGCUACAGUUG